Ricinus communis (castor bean) is the source of this 1978-nucleotide messenger RNA. Its product is annotated as probable glycosyltransferase At5g25310. NCBI's taxonomy places the organism in Eukaryota, Viridiplantae, Streptophyta, Magnoliopsida, Malpighiales, Euphorbiaceae. The transcript has 4 exons. The record is from RefSeq and is a predicted model, not a curated record. Bases 451 to 1896 code for a protein of 481 amino acids. Gene Ontology annotation, molecular function: glycosyltransferase activity.
UUGAUAAGUCUAUACAUUUUUUAGGCUUUAAUCCAAACAAGGCUGCAGUUCUUCUCCAAUUGAGAUAUUCUAGUUUUCCAAUUUAUUUACAGUAUAAAAUAAAUAAAUAGUAACUGCUGACUAACUAUUAAUCUCAUUCAAAUCUUGGAGGGAAAAUCGACUGGCAGUAAAAAAUUUAAAAAAAAAAGAAAAAGAAAUUAAAACAGCUAAAUCUCGCAGUUCAUGCUCAUUAGAAUUGUCAACUAAUACAGUAUUAAGUGGCAAAUUCGUAAUUUCAAACAACUCUAUCACGCUUUUUGUUCUCGUUAUAGUGAGAGAGAAAAAAAAAAAAAAAGUCUUGUAUUUGUAUGCCCGCCUUCUUACUCCCUCUCUCUCUCACUCCAUUUUCUCGAGAAUUUCAUUUUUUUUUUUAAAUCUCAGUAUCCAAACACGCUCAUAUCUCCAACUUAAAUGGAGAUCAAACUGCAUCGAUAUAAUUCCUUUUCUACGCAUUGCUGUCUUUGUGUUGUUUUAAUGUUUUUAGUUUUGAUAAUCUCUGAUCGUUUUAGCUCAUUGAUUAGCUUCUCUGGUUAUUCCAAAUUCGAGUUCUCAACAAAUUACUCGGUUUCUAUCGUUCAACUGCAAGCUAAAGUCACCGGCUCCGAUCAUAUCCAUUUUGUUGAUGAUUCUUCCGCGUUAACUGUUACUUCUUCUAUUCAUCGAUUUAGAAACACUACUGUUAUUAGGAAAAUCUCAAAGCUAAGCAGAGAAGAAGAGCUGGAGCAAGGACUGGCUCGAGCUCGAGCUUCGAUACGCAAAGCGGUUACGUUCGGCAGCGACGUCAACCGAAGCGACGUCGUUAGAAAUGUUAUUUAUCGUAACCCCGCCGCAUUUUAUCAGAGUUACAUGGAGAUGGAGAGGAGAUUCAAGGUCUACGUGUAUUCUGAAGGGGACCCACCAAUUGUCCAUGAUGGGCCAUGCAAGGACAUAUAUACGAUAGAAGGGAGAUUUAUACACGAGAUGGAACAUGGAGCCAGGAGGUACAGAACGAGGGAUCCUAAGCGAGCCCACGUUUAUUUCAUGCCCUUCAGCGUGACCUGGAUGGUUAAGUAUCUUUACAAGCCUCUUACAUAUGAUCAUUCACCACUAAGGCAGUUUGUGGCAGAUUAUGUAAGAGUGCUUUCUACCAAAUACCCCUUUUGGAAUAGAACUCAUGGGGCUGACCACUUCAUGCUUGCCUGUCAUGAUUGGGGUCCUCAUGCAUCCCGGGGCGACCAUCUCCUUUACAACACAUCAAUCCGAGUCUUGUGCAAUGCCAACACUUCUGAAGGUUUCAAUCCUCGAAAGGAUGUGAGCCUCCCUGAAAUCCACCUCUACGGUGGCAACGUUCCACCCCAACUCCUAUCUCCACCACCUGCCAACACCACACGUCCUCACCUCGCAUUUUUCGCGGGUGGAUUGCAUGGCCCAAUCCGUCCUCUCCUCCUCAAACAUUGGAAAGACCGUGAGUCUGAUCUUCGUGUCUUCGAGUACUUACCUAAACACUUGGACUAUUACUCCUUCAUGCUCCGAUCCAAAUUUUGCUUAUGUCCAAGUGGCCAUGAAGUGGCUAGCCCUAGAAUUGUCGAAUCCAUUUAUGCAGAAUGCGUGCCUGUGAUUUUGUCGGAUCAUUAUGUGCUGCCGUUUAGUGAUGUUUUGAGAUGGGAUGCUUUUUCGAUACAGCUGAAUGUAUCAGAGAUUCCAAGACUAGAGGAGGUUUUAAGAUCAGUCCCAGAAGAGAAAUAUGAGAGGCUAAAAGAGGGUUUAAGAACUGUGAGGACGCAUUUUAUGCUGAACCAGCCAGCUAAAAGAUUUGAUGUGUUUCAUAUGAUUUUACAUUCCAUAUGGCUUAGGAGAUUGAAUUUGAGACUUGGAUAGAUAAAUUCAUGAAAAAUAUGAGACAUCGUAUAGGAAAAACAAAUGCCAUAUAUAUAUAUAUGUACUCUGUUGUUUUCUGAAA